AUGAGGGUUCGAAAAACUAUUGCCCUAUCAGGCACUUUAUUAUUUUUAAUAGGAUGUGUUUUGUUGUAUUUAAUGAUGGAUCAAACAAUAACACCAAAACCACAAAUUCUUAAAUAUGAAGAUGAAAACAAAAAUAAAUGGUUGAGUUUUGAAGAUAGGUUACGUCAGCUGGAAGCUGGUCUAAGCUCCCAUCAUGCAGAUGUUAUAGAAAUUAAACAAGUUGUAAAACAGCUUAAAACUUCUGAUAAACAUAAACAAUUUGAUUUUAAGGGAGAUACAUUGCCUAAUGGAGUGUCUAAUAUGCAGAAGAUUCAAGAUUUACUAGUUGAUCAGGAAAUAUCAGGUUUGACAUGUCCAUCACUAGAAAAUGAUGUUCCCCAUUCAGAUGUUCAGAUGCUGCAAAUGUAUGAACGUCUCCGAUUUGACAAUCCAGAUGGUGGUGUUUGGAAGCAAGGAUGGAACAUACAAUAUAAGCCAGAACAAUGGAAUAGGGGUCAUGUAUUAAAAGUUUUUGUGGUUCCACAUUCUCAUAAUGAUCCAGGGUGGAUAAAAACACUUGAUGAAUAUUUCACUGCACAAACAAAGAAAAUAUUAAAUAAUGUCAUCACUUAUUUACAGGAAGAACCAAGCAGACGCUUUAUAUGGGCUGAAAUUUCUUAUUUAGCAAUGUGGUGGUCAGAAUUGACAAAUGAACAGAAGAAAGUUACUAAAUGGUUAAUUCAGAGAGGGCAGCUAGAAAUAGUGAAUGGUGGCUGGGUUAUGCCUGAUGAAGCAAAUAGCCACUGGGUGAAUUUAGCUUGGCAACUAACUGAGGGACAUCAUUGGUUGAAUAAAAACUUAAACAUGACCGAUUUUCCUGUGGCAGGUUGGUCUAUUGAUCCAUUUGGAUUGAGUCCUACAACAGCUUUAAUUUACAAACAAGCUGGACUAAAAAAUUUGGUAAUACAGAGAGUACAUUAUUCCCUCAAGAAGCAAUUAGCUAUGGACAAGAAUUUGGAAUUUAGAUGGCGACAACUCUGGGAUGCACCAGGAAAACAAGAUAUUUUAACUCAUGCCGAACCAUUUUACUCAUAUGAUAUUCCCCACACUUGCGGACCAGACCCAAAAAUUUGCUGUCAGUUUGAUUUUAAAAGACUUCCUGGAUAUGGUAUUACAUGUCCUUGGAGAAUACAACCACAACGAAUAAGUGAAAAAAAUGUAGCUCACAGAGCGGAACUGUUACUAGACCAGUGGCGCAAGAAGAGUGUAUUGUACCGAACUCGAACGCUUCUGGUACCUUUGGGAGAUGAUUUUCGAUGGGAUGGAACUGCGGAAUGGAAUGCUCAGUUAGAAAAUUUCGAUAAACUAUUUACUCACUUUCGUGAAAGGCCAGAUUUGCAUGUUCAAGCCGGCUGGGGUACCCUGAAAGAGUACUUUGAAACGCUUCGCGAAGAAAUGGAAGAAGCAGCGUUUCCAACAUUGUCUGGUGACUUCUUCACAUAUGCCGAUCGGGAUGAUCACUACUGGAGUGGUUACUAUACAUCUAGACCACUUUAUAAACGCUUAGAUAGGGUGUUAAUGCACUACAUCAGGUCAGCUAGUAUUCUACAUGGAUGGUGCGUGCUAGAUGGGGCUGCCGAUGAUAUCUGUCAAGAGAUGUCUCAACUUUUAUCUACAGCUCGUCAAGCAUCUGCAUUAUUUCAACAUCAUGAUGGUAUUACGGGAACUGCUAGAGAUCAUGUUGUACAGGAUUAUUCCAAGCGAAUGUUGGAAGGAUUAGCGUUUACGAGACGUGUUAUUCAACAAGCUACAUUUGCAAUGUUAUCGAAACCUCCCAGGCAUCAAGAUUUCGACUUUGUGUAUUUUGAUUUCAUAACAGAAGAAGAUAGCAGAUUUAUGUCUGAUAAAGUUCGAGACAGACCCACUAUUACAUUAGGUCAUGGUGCUCCAAUUAGAACACUUGUUUUAUGGAAUUCUUUGACCAUAGAUAGAGAGGAAAUUGUGUCGUUUUAUGUAUCAACUCCUUAUGUAAAGGUUUAUGAUUCUAAAGAUCGUCCUGUGCAUUGUCAAUUAUCACCUGUAUGGUUGUGGUCAGAAGGUGUACCACAAGCUUCACCAGUAAGGUAUCAAUUGGGCUGUAUGAUUAAAGUUCCUGCACUGACUUUAAUUGCACUGGCUGUCCAAGCUGCAGAAGCAUCGGAUAAUGGAUUACCUUCUUUCGCAUCUGUUACUCUUUUGACAGAUGAAAAUUCUGUACUUCAUCAGCAGGUGACAUCUGAAUUAGGUGAAUAUCCUGGUGCACUGACAUUACAACCUCAAAGAGAUUUUACUGUCGAUGUUGCCUUGGACAGCGAUGGUGUGGUUACACAAAGCAUAUCAUUUGCUAGUGAUGGUACAUUGAAAUCCAUUACAAAACCUGAUGAUGAACCUAUGCCAAUUCAUUUGAGUUUUGUAAAAUAUGGCGCUAGAAAAGGGGGUGAGAGAAGUGGAGCAUAUCUGUUUCUACCUGAUUUGCCUGCCCAGACCGUACAAAAUUCACUUGAUUCAAAAUCCGUUGUUGUUAUUAUUAAAGGACCAUUAGAAUCUAGAGUUCAGGUCAAUUUACCUUAUGUAUUGCAUGAAACAAUAAUGAGGACAAUUCAGUCUUCUGAACCUAGAAAUGAAGAAUCUACAAUAUUGGAAAUACGAAACUUGGUUGAUGUUGCUAAUACCCAUAAUGCGGAAUUAGCUAUGAGAAUUGCUACCGACAUUUCAAACAAAGAUGAAUUCUUUACUGAUUUGAAUGGUUUGCAGAUGAUUAGAAGAAAGCGUUUUGAUAAAUUACCUUUGCAAGCAAAUUAUUAUCCUGUACCAUCUGCCAUGUUUCUUCAGGAUGAAACUAGAAGGAUGACAUUGAUAUCUGGACAACCUUUAGGAGGAACAUCACCUCGAUCUGGCACUUUAGAGAUAAUGCAAGACAGACGUUUGAAUCAAGAUGAUAAUAGAGGUUUAGAUCAGGGAGUACUGGAUAAUAAACCAGUCUUAAAUCAUUUUAAAUUGAUCUUAGAAACAAGGAAGUGCGCAGGAGAGCAGCACGACGAAGAACCAGCAAAUCCGGCUGGAUAUUUGUCUAAGGAAGCAUUAUUGCAGAGAGACCUAAUGCACUAUCCAAUUGACAAAAUGUUGUAUUCACAGGAUGGUUGGCCUGAACAUAUGUUAAGAGAGUCUUCAAUAACCAAAAAUCCAUCAGAUUCAUUACCUCCGGGCAAACUACCUACAGAUGUAUUCCUUGCAUCACUAUUAGUAGAAGAAAAUACACCUUCUGCUACAACAAUUGGUGUUCUAAUGCAUAAACCUCAACACGAUUCCUGUAUAAGACAACAAAAUGAUGAUGAUUCAAUGUUCAGCUAUUAUGCAAUUACUAAAAUAUUGAUAGUGAGAAGAGCUGUAGGAACUUGUUAA
Ctenocephalides felis (cat flea) is the source of this 3420-nucleotide messenger RNA. Its product is annotated as alpha-mannosidase 2-like. Gene Ontology annotation, biological process: N-glycan processing; mannose metabolic process; protein deglycosylation. The record is from RefSeq and is a predicted model, not a curated record. NCBI's taxonomy places the organism in Eukaryota, Metazoa, Arthropoda, Insecta, Siphonaptera, Pulicidae. Gene Ontology annotation, molecular function: carbohydrate binding; alpha-mannosidase activity. The transcript is spliced from 19 exons. Gene Ontology annotation, cellular component: Golgi membrane. The coding region runs from base 1 to 3420 and encodes 1139 amino acids.